AUGUCUGGGGUGAUCGAUUUUGUCGGUUCCAGAGUUGUUCACAUGGUCAGCAGCUUUGCCGGCUUAUGGGGUGCAUGGAUUGAAGGUCCUCGCAUGGGUCGAUUCAACAGCGAUGGCAAGCCUGUGUGUUUAGGUGGACAUAGUUGUACAUUGGUCGUACUAGGAACAUUUUUGCUAUGGUUCAGCUGGUAUGGUUUCAAUCCAGGUUCAUUCAUCACCAUCUUCAAAACUUGCGCACAAACCGGUUAUUUCUAUGGACAAUGGAGCGUCACCGGAAGAACCUCCGUAACGAUGAUGAUUGCGGGAUGUUUGUUCGCUUUGACAACACUCUUCGGCAAAGGUUUGCUCACUGGUCAUUGGAAUGUAACCGCAUGGACUGUUCAUGGGAGGCGGAGCACGGUUGUUGGAGGGGCAAUUGAUCCAGAUUUUGGUGGUGGUGAGGUGGGUGAGCGCCACCAUGGGGGCAUUGUUUUUGGUACUGCAUAAGCUGGGGCUUUUGAGGAUAUUGGCUGACAAGGAGAUGGCCAGAAUCGAUGUGACUAGCCAUGGAGGAUUGGCCUAUGAAUUUCAUAAAGCUAAUGAUAAAACAACGAAAAGUUCGUUUAUGAUGACGAUAUGUAUACCUCUACUGUUUGAU
Hibiscus syriacus is the source of this 637-nucleotide messenger RNA. Its product is annotated as ammonium transporter 1 member 4-like. The transcript has a single exon. Gene Ontology annotation, molecular function: ammonium channel activity. Gene Ontology annotation, cellular component: membrane. Gene Ontology annotation, biological process: ammonium homeostasis; ammonium transmembrane transport. The record is from RefSeq and is a predicted model, not a curated record. NCBI's taxonomy places the organism in Eukaryota, Viridiplantae, Streptophyta, Magnoliopsida, Malvales, Malvaceae. The coding region runs from base 1 to 486 and encodes 161 amino acids.